Messenger RNA from Helobdella robusta, 465 nucleotides. RefSeq lists its product as hypothetical. Gene Ontology annotation, biological process: rRNA methylation. Bases 1 to 465 code for a protein of 154 amino acids. The transcript is spliced from 4 exons. Gene Ontology annotation, molecular function: rRNA (adenine-N6-)-methyltransferase activity. Lineage: Eukaryota; Metazoa; Annelida; Clitellata; Rhynchobdellida; Glossiphoniidae. The record is from RefSeq and is a predicted model, not a curated record.
AUGAAGUUGAAAACUCUGGAGUCAACACUGUCAAACGUGGAACCUUUUAGGGACCCUAAACUGGAUCUAGAACAAUAUCUCACUAGUCCACACAUUGCAGGUCACAUGUUAUACCAUAUCGAGAUGAAGUUUGGAGACAUUGAAGGAAAGACUGUUGUUGACUUGGGAUGUGGGACUGGAAUGCUAUCCAUUGCUGCCUCACUCAUGGGAGCUAGCUACUGUUUGGGUCUAGACAUUGACGACGAUGCCCUUAGCAUUGCCAGGGAGAAUUUGGAUGAUGGUGAAAUAACAAACGUCGAUUUAUUAAAAGUUGAUGUCAUAGAGAAAAGGUUCAGAAGGUUAAACGUCCGAGUUGAACCCGUGACCCAGAUAAAGUUUGACCUUCCGAGGUCAUACAAGAAUCAUAGACGUGAAUCGUUGGAUAUCGAAGUUCAGAUGUUAAGGUUUUCAAGGAUAGAUGGGUGA